Ilex paraguariensis (yerba mate) is the source of this 4581-nucleotide messenger RNA. Lineage: Eukaryota; Viridiplantae; Streptophyta; Magnoliopsida; Aquifoliales; Aquifoliaceae. The record is from the annotation of a GenBank genome assembly.
UACAUCCAAAUGUGAGGUACCCAGUUGCUGCUGAAAUUUAACCGAAAGUUACAGCACAAAAACCAGUCACUUUAGCCCAAAACCAAGCUUUGGAAUCUUCAGUUUUCCUAUUCAUCAGUUUAACUUUCCUUGCAAACAACUAAAACUCCAAAAAAAAAAAAAACUAGAAUUCUUCCAAAUCAUUCAAAACAACCACAUUUAAUUCAUAUCUUCCUUGAUUUUUCAAAUCUGAAUUUGUUCAUUCAAGUUUUUUCAGGGAAGUGACCCAAAAAAAAAAAAAGAAAACUCACAAACUAGCUUGAAGUUCUUGCAGAGUCUGAUACUCAUCUGCAAUCUAUGAACGGGUCAAUGGCAGUUAAAUCAUCUUCUUCUCAGAAUCUGGAUAGCAGAAACAAAGGAGGGGCAGAACCAAAGAAGAAACUGAAGAAGCUUACAUCAAUCAAGCUGUCCAAAGUCCCCAGCUUAAAGCCACCCAGAAGGCGAGGAAAGUCCCGGUUCGAUUCCCUUCCGAUCAUGAUGUCCGGUGAGGAUCAAAGCCUGCAAGAGCCAAGUGUCAUUGAUUAUUCUGAUGCAAAAAAGAAAAAUUCUCGGGGACGAAGUGAAUCAGAUGAAAAUUCUGUCAGUUCAUCCAGUUAUGGAUCAACAGAAAGCACACCAUCUUCUAAUGGAAGGAAUUAUUUGAAGCCAACGAGCUGUUCGGGUGGGAGGAAAUAUUUUCAGGCAAGUCCUCAUAAUUCUGAAUCUAAUUUUGACAGCUGUGAUCAAAGUAAGACUAGUUCUGUGCAAACUUUAAAAAAGACAUCUGGUCUGAGAAAUGGUAAAACUUUGAAAAAGAAGACUAGUUUCAAAUCGAAGAGGCUUUCGAUAAAUAAAUUCUCCCAAGUUUCUCAAGACCCGAACGUGGAUAGAGCUACUUGUUCUUCCACCCUCAAAGUUUUAAAGAUUCCUGAACCUGUUGAUCUUUUUCCUGGAGAAAGUGAUUCUGAAAGAAUUUCAGUCAUGAAAAUUUGCUCAUACCACCACUGCUCUCUUCAUGGACAUUGCCACUCCUUUGAGCCCCUACCAAAGGCCUGCGUAUCCGAAAGGAGGAGUUCAUUGAAGACACCGAAGAUUAUGAAUUCAAAAAAUCAGUGGGUGGUGGCAACAAAACAUUCCGGUGAUAAAAAGAAAGAAAUUCAAACAAGCCAAAGGGUCUUUAGUGUAGAACCUGCCGUUGGAGAGGGAUCAAGUCCAAGAACAGCUUUCUCUCCUGCAGAAAUUAACAAAUGCAGGGAUUUUUGUGCAGAGAAGGUUGGGGAAGUUGCUGAAUCCGACGUAGGUAAUGAGGAUAACAAUGACAGAUUGAUUGGUGAAACUGCAGCUUUUCCCCAUUUCUGUACACCGGCAUUGUCCUUGAAGCCAGAUGACCCACUCCACCCCUCUGAUGAGGAAAUUCCAAAUGUGAACUCAGGAUUGUGCAAAGAUGAACCAUCCAAUAUAGAGAAAAGAUCAAUUCCAGAUGUCUUUGGGCAAGCAACGGAAGAUAAUGAGGGACUCAGCGCAGUAAGGGAAAAAACGAAUGGAAAUUCUAAUCAAAAGGAAGGAUCAAUCGAACUGUUUACCCCAGUUAGAAGUUCUGAAGCCAAUGCCACCGUUCGUGAAGCAUCCAAAAAACAAUUCCGCAAAGAAAAGAAUUUCAGCAUGUGGCACCUGAUACAUCAGCAUAUGGUAUCAGAUCUCUCUGUAGAAGCAGGUGCACAGUCACCUCAAGGGGCAGACAAGAAAGAGCAAGUGGACGAUGCCAAUUCAUCACCCGCACAAACUCCCUGCUUGUCUCCAGGUUUCUCCCAUUCAGAUAUGGGUAUGGAGAAAACAGAUAGGGCCAAUCAAGAGAUUGAAAUCCGCAAGAUGUUUGCCAUCAAGCUGGUACGAGAAGCAAUUGAGAAAAUUCUUCUUCCCGAAGUUCAAGACCAGUCGUCUGAUGAUCAAUCCACUACAAGCGAUGCUGUGUCAGAGCAUGACUCCUUAGAAAACAAUCAAGGUGAAGGUUCCACCAAAGAAAGCUUCAGAGAGAAUGAAAUUGACAACAAUGAAGUGGAAGGUGAUAUAUCAGCUGAUCCAAAAGAGGAAAGUCUCACAGCUGAUAAUAUCAGGAGCCAAGAUGAACAGAAACAAGCAACAAAAGUGGGUAAUAAAUCAGACAAGCAAACACCGAAGAGCUGGAGUAACCUUAAGAAAUGGAUCCUCCUGAAGAGAUUCGUCAAGGAAUUGGAGAAAGUGAAGAAAUUCAACCCAAGAAAGCCACGACAUCUGCCCUUGGAUCCUGACGCAGAAGCAGAAGAAAUUCGUCUAAGCCAUCAAACAACAGAGGACAGGAAAAAUGCGGAGCAGUGGAUGCUUGAUUAUGCACUUCGACAGGCAAUUAAUCAACUUGCUCCUACUCAGAAAAGAAAGGUGGCGCUGCUAGUAAGAGCUUUUGAAACAGUAGUUCCACCCCAGGAAGAGCAGCAUAUUCAGAUCACAAUUCCUAAGCUUAAAAGCAAUAGUCAAGACAGUUGUUGCACUCAAAGAGGAAUGGAUGAACCCGUUUCUGAAGCAACUGGUGCAGACCAGAAGGCUGAGGAAAUGGUUGCAUCCAAUCCUGGUGACAAGCUCUGCUUGAAGCCAAAUGAACUCGUCAACUACUUCUCUAAGGAAGUACCUGCAGAUGAAAAUGCUAGGCAAGAAGUCCGUGAAGAUAAAAGUUCAAGUCUGCUCUCUGAACUCCUCAACAAGAAUUCUGAAUCAAGUGGGAAAAAUGAGAAGCUGGAUGGUUUAAGAGGUGAAAAUCCUAAACCAUCUGAAACUAAUGAAAAACUCAUCGCAGCUGCAAGCAUUGUUUCUUCAGCUUCAAAUUGUGACACACUGGAUCAACCAACAGCAGCCAGGGAAGAGAAGAACAGAGAAGCUGAACCAGAACAUGUAUUCCUUCAAGAGUUCUCUGAAAAAACAAUUUCUAGUCCAGAAUCUGAACUUCUUAACGGUUGUUCUGAACCAAGUGAGAAAUAUGUGGCGCUUGAUGGUUUAGGUGCUGUAACCAGUAAGCCAUCUUAUAUAACUAAAAUCUCAACCCCAGACGCCGUUGGAGAUUCAACAAUAAAUGAGAGCACUGUUUCUUCAUAUUUAGAAAGGGAUACAAAGGAGCAACAAUCUACAGCCAGGGAAGAGAACAGAGAAUCUGAGCAAAAACAUUUUGUUCAAAAGUCUCGUCCUCUGAUAGGUUCUCAAGCUGAUUCCGCAACACAGUCCGACAAACAGAACCAUAUUAGAAUGUGGCAUAUGAUAUACCAGCAUGUGGUGUCAGGUAUUGCUGAAAAAGUUGGAACUCAGCUACUUCUCGACGGAUCAGAUGAAGAGGUAGAAGAUUCCAACACAUCACCUGUGAUACAAAAUUCUGGGUCUAGUCAUGAUUUCUCUACAAUAGAUCAUGACACAGGCAAGGAAAAUCUUGAUGCAAACCAUCAAAGGAUUGAAUUCAGCCGGAGUGAUGCUGUCAAACUCGUACAAGAAGCAGUUGAUGAAAUCCUUCUUCCAGAUACUGAAGAUGAUUCAUCUGAUGCUCAAUCAACUGCAAGUGACAUAAUUCCUGAACAGGAGCUCUUAGAAAAUAACCGUGGUGAUGGUGGGGUACAAAACUUCACAACAUCCACCUGUUGUCCCAACUGUGGUUACAGGAAAAAUGACAUGGUAGCAGUGCAAGGUGGAGUCUUAAUAGAUCAAGAAGAAAAAAGGCCCCCACCUAAUGAAGAACUGAAAGCGGUGCCAAUGGUCAAAAACAAACCACAUCAGCAGAAGUCCAAGAACUGGAGCAAGCUGAAAAAGUUAAUCCUCCUCAAGCGAUCCAUCAAGGCAUUGGAAACAGUUCGAAAAUCGAACUCAAAGCCACCACAACUUCUGCCUUUGACAUCUGCCUCAGAAGAAGAAGAAAAAGUUGACUUGAGGCAUCAAAUGGUGGAUGAGAGGAAAAAGGCAGAGCAAUGGAUGCUCGAUUAUGCUGUUCAGCAUAUUGUCACUAAACUCACUCCAGCUCGGAAAAGAAGAGUAGCAAUGCUUGUGGAAGCUUUUGAAGCCGUUGUUCCGCUGCCUGAAGUUUAAAAUCAAGAGAGGUGCAAUGAAGCUUAAACUCAAGCAUUACCUGUUCCAGAUUGGCUGAUACCAUUAGCAAAGGUAAGCACAAUGAACAGAAUUUUACGUAUCUAGUUAUUUAUUUUAGGCCAAGGCAAGCAGAGGAAAUUUCCUACAGAAAAAUGACAGUCUUUGUGGAACAAGUAUAUUAUGGCUCAUGUUAUCAUUAUAAAGGUAGCUAUGUAGCAAUUUGAUGCAAAUCAUAGCAAUCCAGAUUAUAAUGUUUCACAUGUUAAAUAUAGUUGUCAAAACAGUUCAAAGUUUGUGCAAUUAUAAAUUUUGUAAGACUAUGGCAUAGGGGUGUUUUCAGAUGUUUUUCUACUAUAGAGGGCAGUGUGUAGCUACUUCAAGAUGACAAUAUUAUCUAUUAUACACGAGUGUUGAUAAUGCGUGUACUUUAGAAGUUGAUGAAAUUUAUUGUAAUUGGUCUUUUGAGAA